This is a messenger RNA of Amblyraja radiata (thorny skate), 3713 nucleotides long. It is a transcript of the gene ncln, whose product is annotated as nicalin. Bases 178 to 1917 code for a protein of 579 amino acids. The record is from RefSeq and is a predicted model, not a curated record. The transcript is spliced from 15 exons. Gene Ontology annotation, biological process: regulation of signal transduction. Gene Ontology annotation, cellular component: membrane. NCBI's taxonomy places the organism in Eukaryota, Metazoa, Chordata, Chondrichthyes, Rajiformes, Rajidae.
CGUCCAUGCGAUGCCUGUAAGACCCUUACCGCAGGGGUAGUGUGGCAACGUGUGUGUACUCGGGUGGGUGUCGAAAGAAAUACCAGAGAUUUUGUUGUUCCAGAUCGUUGUUUUUCUUUGAACAUAUCGUGCAGAGACGUUCAUAUCAAAGCGAUUGUUGAGAGAAAAGAACCGACAAUGUUCGAAGAGGCAAGUGAAGUGUUUGACAACAUGUUCAAGGGUUCAUUCCCAUUGACUUUCAUCGUCUUCAUCCCCGCCGUGUUGAUCCUGGUCUCGCCGUCGCCCACCGAGGCGGCCCACGAGUUCACCGUGUACAGAAUGCAGCAGUACGACCUGCAGGGACAGGCUUACGGUACAAGGAACGCAAUGCUGAACACCGAAGCGCGGACAAUCGAAGCCGACGUGUUGAGCCGCCGGUGUGUGCUCAUGAGAUUAGCAGAAUUUUCAUUUGACAAAUUUCAGGAAGCCUUACGGCAAAGUGCUGGGGCAGUGGUGAUAAUUCUGCCCCAGAACAUGUCAAUGAUGCCUCAGGACGUCAUACAGCAGCAGUUCAUGGAGAUAGAACCAGAACUUUUGGCGACUGAGACAAUUGUCCCAGUGUACUUUGCCUUGGAGGAUGAUGAGCUCUUGUCAAUACACGAGCAAACACAUUCAGCUUCUGUCUCGCAGGGCACUUCUUCAGCUGCUGAAGUUCUCUUGCAUACAGCCACAGCCAACGGCUUCCAGAUGGUCACCAGUGGAGCCCAGAGCAAAGCUAUUAGCGACUGGUCAAUAACCAGCCUUGAGGGCAAAUUGACUGGUCUGGGUGGCGAGGAUCUUCCUACUAUUGUAAUAGUAGCACACUAUGACUCCUUUGGAGUUGCUCCUUGGUUGUCUUAUGGUGCUGAUUCCAAUGGUAGUGGUGUGGCAGCUCUACUGGAACUGGCUAGACUAUUUUCCAAACUCUAUACUUACAAGAGGACACAUGCUGGGUAUAAUAUAAUGUUUUUUGUAUCGGGAGGUGGAAAAUUCAAUUACCAGGGUACAAAACGCUGGCUAGAAGACAAUCUGGAUCAUACAGAUUCAAGCCUUCUCCAGGAUAACGUUGCUUUUGUUUUAUGCCUUGACACAUUGGGUGGCAACGAUGAUAGCCUCUAUCUCCAUGUGUCAAAACCACCUAAAGAGGCCACACCUCAGCAUGCAUUCCUGAAGGAGCUAGAAACAGUGACCUCCAGCAGGUUUCCAGAGGUUAAAUUCUCUAUGGUCCAUAAAAAAAUCAACUUGGCAGAGGACAUGUUGGCCUGGGAGCACGAGCGAUUCGGGAUUCGACGACUACCAGCAUUCACAGUAUCACGCCUAGAAAGCCAUAGAAACAGCUUGAGAACCACUAUUAUGGACAUGAGGUCCCAGGUUGAUAUUCAAAAGUUGUGUCGCAAUACCAAAAUAAUUGCCGAGGCACUGGCACGGGUAAUUUACAACUUAACGGAGAAGGGUGCGCCAGAAGACCUUCAAAUCUUCACAGAACAAAUGGUAAGCAGAGAGCUACCUCAUUCUUCUAACCUUCACUUCUCUCUUUUUAAGCAGCUACAGGAGAACCAGCUAUCAUCGGUACUCGACUGGCUAACAGCCCAGCCGAGGGCAGCACAGCUCGUUGAUAAAGACAGCAUCCUCAUCUCCACAUUGGAGUAUUACAUGAAUCGAUACUUGAAAGAUGUCAAACGUCAUUAUGUGAAGGCGGACAAAAGAGAUCCAGAAUUCCUCUUCUAUGAUCAGUUAAAGCAAACCAUGAAUGCAUACAGGGUUAAGCCGGCCAUCUUUGAUCUGCUGUUGGCAUUGUGUAUAGCAGCUUAUCUUGGACUUACUUAUUUAAUUGCCCAGAAUUUUGGCUUCUUUUACAAUCUGAUGCGAAGAAUCACUCUAAAGCAGAAGCAGCACUAACCACAUCACCUUCUAUUACCACCUUCACGCAAUGGAUGGAUUCUUCCAGUGCAGCCCCCUGGUGUUGUCAUGGCUGGAUCCGACCCUCAGCACUGAGCCAAAACUCUCUGGUUAUGCACCAUCAGCAACUUAAGGGUUGCAAGAUGUUCCAUAAAUAACGGCACUGGUCCUGUUUGAUGUACCACACCAUUUUCUUCAAUUUUAAUCCAAUACAAUCCACAUUAAACACUGCUCAAAAUGGGCCUCAUGCCCUCUGAAAUAGAACAUAAAUUUAAGAACUUCCUGCAGAAUGAAAUCAGUCAUGGCUUGAAUGCAUGAAGGUAUGUUUGGUUAUAAUUUAAGUUGCCAGUUUAAAAAGUCCCAAGUAAAUGACUGAAUUGUGAGCACACUGCUAAACGUGAUUAACAUAAUCUGCUUGCUAAUUGGCUAUUAUAUUUUAACAUGGCCAGAGAGACACCUAUACAGAUGUUGUCUCUGGGGAUAUCAAAGUCCUUUGUUGUCUUGAGCUGUGUACAUUUUCAUUGCCAUGUGGCACUUGAAUGGAGUGCUUUGAAUCCCAUGGCAUCCCAUUAUGGGCAAACCCAUCUAGUUAUUAAUUUUGUCAUUUUCUACGUUGCUGGUGAGAGCCAAUUUAGCUUGAGGAAGUAUCUUUACAAAAUAUGUAGGGCCAGAAAAUUAAAACGGAGGGGAAGACAUAGUGAAGAAAGUUUGAUCACUGAAGUUGCCCGGGUUUUGAGGGAGCCAUUUUGCUUGCUCUUUUGUACGAUCCUUGUGCACGUUGCACUUCUUUGCAUUGGAGGGUACACUUAUGGCAUGCUGCUGGAUACAAAAGAGGAAAGCAUAUUCUGUAUUCAAGCCUAACCUAACAUGUCUGGUACUGAAGCCUGCCCAGAAGGGAAAGAUCUCCAUUCCCCACCACUUCCCUGUCUCAUCUUUUUAUAAGCACACACAAAAAAAAAAUCAGGUUUAAAUAUUUUUGCAUUCUUUUUCUAAAUUCCUGAUUAAGACUGUUAACAUUUAGUUAAUAAAAUCUUUGUUUUAAAGCCCUUGCGUGCGCAGAUUGCAUCCAGAUGGGACGUUUUAUUAGGUUUUAUUCAUUCAGUGAAUCAGAAGUGGCUGUGCAAAACUGGUACAAAGGUUUGAUUUGACCCAGGUGAAUCAGUAAUUCAAUACUUCUGGAUAGUCCAGGAAGAGGAGGAAAAUCUAGCUGGCUAUUACAGCCUCCCCCACAACACAUGAUAGCCGUAUUACCCAAAGUAUUGUGAACACGAGAAAUUCAGAUUAAAAACAUGAGAUGCUGAUGGUGCGUUCAAUGGGACAGGAAUCUCGCGAGGGUAGUUCUGCUCUGACCAGGUUUUGAACACACGGCCCUCUGGUAUGUAACCACCUCUCGGUCAGUGCAUGUGCCUGAGAUCUGGCCUCAUCUCCACACACAGGUCUGGUUUCCGUGAAGAGAUAUGGCAUCAUAAAUCUAGCAUUAAGAACAAAACCUCAAACUUGGCUUCCCAUCUUUUCAAUCUGUAAGAAAACGGCAGCUUUUAUCCCGAGAAUCCAGUAUAUCUUUUUUUUUUUAAGGAACUUGAUGGGGCUUUUCUUUCCAUAUGAAUUGCUGCAUCUUCUCAACUGUUAUUUAUGUCUGUAUUGGUUACUUGUUGAAAAUCAUUGAUGUUGAUGUUUAUUUCCUAAUUUGUAACAAAAUGGAUUAUGGGAUAACAGUGGCGUUGUAUUGAACACCGGCAUUCAUCAUGACUGUUCUAUACAGAAGGAAGGAAACAAUAAAAUGAGGGGAAAAUGGA